AGUAUAAAUGUGUCCGACGAAAAAUUAUUUUGUCUAGUAUAAUGCAAAAUACUUUGAUUCAUUUAAAAAAUUUAAUUUUUAUAGUCCUCAUGAUACCAAUUAAUCGCUGCGAUCAAAAUAUCACAAAUUCAUUUAUCGUAGAAUAUUUUUUAUAUCGUGCUCCGUCAAUGAUAGUUGGAUUUACCUGUAACCAAUAUGAAAGUGAUUUUGGGCUAAUAAAACAAUUUAGUAGAGCGAAAUUAAAAUCUAUGUUUUGGAAAUUAGAACAGGAUGUUGAACUUGCUUCAUUAACUAAAACAAUUUACCAUAAAAUUGGAGUCUUCGUUGAUUCUCGGUGUCAAUCAUCUGAAAAUGUCAAAUUGAUUUUCGACGAAGCUACAAAUCAUCAAAUGUUCAGUGAAUUGUAUUAUUGGCUGUUUUUGGGAUCAGAUUUAAACGAAAGUUUGUCUUUAAUUAAUGAUAAUUCAUUUGGUUUGUCUACUGAUUUUGUUCUAGCUAUAUUCGAAGAUAAUAAGUCAACUUUGUAUGACAUUUAUAACCCGUGUAAACAAAAAGGAGGAAAAUUAAAAUUGAAGCAAUUUGGAAACUGGGAUAAAAGUCAUGGAUUAAAUAUAAAAUUUGAAUUAAAUAAAGUACAAAGGUGGAAUUUGGAUGGAAUAAAACUUAAAAUGAGUGGAACCAUAAAAAAUAGACCACCCAACAUGCCAGCAUCUAAUUAUAUGUACGAUUUAAAUUUUAAACAAUUCGAUCGAAUGACAAGGCUAGGGUAUAUAAUGUGGAUGCAUUUAGCUGAUAAAUUUAAUUUUACAAUCGAAUUUUAUGAAAAUACCAUUGGGAAUGAUGAUGAUUCAGAUGGUUCGGUUAUGAACACAUUGUUUAAAGGUAAUAUAGAUGCCACUGGCACAGCAGAUAGAAUGAGUGUAGAGAGAAUUGGUCGCGUAAGAGCAGUUUAUGCUGUUUUUCCGUUUCGAACCUGUUUCAUCUUCAGGAGUACUUCAUCCGAUUUGUUGAGCAUCAGAGAUAUUUUUUUACCUUUUUCGUCGACAGUUUGGUAUUUAACUCUUGGAAUUAUUAUCCUAUCAAUCAAUGCCUUGGCUUUUUUAUCAAUUUUCUCUAAUCGAAACUUUUAUGAAAAUUAUUUGCAAUCAAUCAUAAUUCAUGUUGGUGCUUUUUGCCAACAAGGAACCGAGUUUUCGUCGAAUAGUUUAUCUGGAAGGAUUGCUAUUCUUCAUAUUUUAUUGUUCAACUUGCUACUAUAUAAUUAUUACUUAGCAAGUGCUGUUUCAAAUCGCUUAAGCGAGCCAUUAGUCAUGAUAAAUGAUUCUUUACAUUCCUUGAAAAAAAAAAAUUUUCAAUACGCUUCCCAACCAAUACCGCAUUUUGACAACUUUAUACAAAGUGAUGAUUGGGAAACUAAGUCAUUUUACUCGAGUCGCUGGUCACACAUUCCAAUUUCACAAAGAUUUAUGCCUCCCGAUGAAGGAAUGGCAAUGGUUUUAAAAGGAGGGUUUGCAUAUCAUACAGAACCAGAAAUAAGUUAUCCUUAUGUAAAUCGUCAUUUUGACGACAGAAAAAUAUGUGAACUACAAGAGGUGCAUUUGGUUCGCCCCAUACAAUAUGCUUUAUUCGUGCACAUAAACAGUUCCUUCUUAGAAAUGUUCAAAGCAGGGUUUUUGCGAUUAACAGAGGUAGGGAUCAGGUAUAAACAAUUUCAACAAUGGUCAGCUGAUAAACCAAAAUGUAGGUCAGAUAUUUUAACCGCAGACAGUAUUACAAUAAAAGAAGUAGCACCAGCAAUAAUAUUUUUAUUCAUUAGUACCAUUAUUUCUGCAAGCAUUCUCAUAUUAGAAUUUAUGUUUUCUUUUUAUAAUGCAAGGUAA
Molecule: messenger RNA, 1880 nt
Organism: Trichogramma pretiosum
Lineage: Eukaryota; Metazoa; Arthropoda; Insecta; Hymenoptera; Trichogrammatidae
Product: glutamate receptor 1-like
Exons: 9
Coding region: 42-1880 (612 amino acids)
Cellular component (GO): membrane
Molecular function (GO): ligand-gated monoatomic ion channel activity
Source: RefSeq, a predicted model, not a curated record